Ambispora leptoticha is the source of this 592-nucleotide messenger RNA. NCBI's taxonomy places the organism in Eukaryota, Fungi, Glomeromycota, Glomeromycetes, Archaeosporales, Ambisporaceae. The record is from the annotation of a GenBank genome assembly.
UCUAACUUUUAUUGGCGACUUGGCUUGCACCGAAAAACGCCAAAAUCAAUUUGCAAAAGCUUGGCCGCUUUUUGCUCAAAGCCAGAAAACAGAUUUUCCGUCUUUUGAUCCACCAUAUUUGGAAUUCGCUCGGAUUCGUGUUGAAAAUUCUUCAGCCCAAAGUUUAGAUGAAAAUGGCUAUGGAAUGGUCGUAAGAGAGAAACCUUUUGCCGAAGGUCUCUUACGUGAAGUAACUCAUGCAAGAUAUUUCAGCACACACACUUUGCCCUAUGCUGGUGCAGGUUAUCGUUGUGAUCUUUGGGUUCCUUUAACCGACGAACCAGAUAAUUUCGUUACGCUCGGUUCGUUUCUCCAUAAAGGAGGAGAUUUUGAAUAUGCUCUUGCCCGGAACAAAGGACUGGUAGGUGUGCAUAGAAGUGUUUGUAUUUCUGGAGUUCUAGGUAGUUACGUGAGCAUAAAGGUUUGGCGAAUCGCACCCCAAGAUGAUGCUAUCGAUAUUGGUGCAUUUGUCGCUCACGAUAGUAGUAAACCGCAAUUGCCUAUUUGGCUGUUGAGAAAAGAUGUGGCAGAAUUAGUUGAAUACUCAAAUUAA